AACCAAAAAACAAACAAAAGUCCUAAGGGAAGGGAGACUCCCAUUGAGAAUGUGUCUCUCAGAGGAACAGUUAACUUUGAGAGCCUUCCGUGUGGUCGUCUACAGUCUCAUUCUGACGUCCAAAUUGUCCUGGUCUCCUCCGUGGGGCUGGGGCAAUUCCAGCUCCAGACCACCCUCCCCUCCCACGUCCAACCUCACGCUGUCAGUUGCUUCCCUGGAUGUUGCGUCAUGGACGGUGAUGAAAUCAGCCAUCAGUGGAUUUUACCCGUGGAUGCAAUAGGCUGCGAACCCAGCACGGAUCACUGCCACUGCACCUUCAACUGCCUAGAACUUGUAGCGACACUGUUUCAGCCAUGGGGUAGGACGGGGUGGGGGUGGAACGUCGAAGUUGGAUUUGCAGUACUUGUUUCCACUGGUUCUCUGAAAAAUCAUUGCCUCAAUCCCACAGAACCGAUGACAACCUCAGGCUAAGUGGAAUGAGAAGUCAAGCAGUUCUUAGUCAACAUUAUAACCCCAAAGUACCCUUCCCACAAUGAGGGCUGGCACAGUAAUGUCUUACCCUGCCCUGAAAAGACAUCUCAGGUCACAAAGUACUUUCAUGGUUACUGUUGCCUCCAAAAGCAGGACCUCCCAGUAAAAAAGAUACUCUUUCCCACGGUGGAAAAGAAGGGCUUUGUUCUCACGUAGAUGGUAUCACACAGGAACCAAAGUUCAUUUCAAACUGAGCUCACCAUGGGAUUUGGCGAUGAAUGAAUGCUGUUUUGGUUUUUCCUUGGGCAAGAGGAAGUGAGGAAAUCAGAGUGGGAUGAGGUAAGAAUAAUGCCUUGAGAGGCAAAAAUAUCAGACAGAUUGCACGGGAAGGAACUGGAGACGGCAUGAAUUAAAAUAUUCGUUCCUUCCCCGCCCCGGCUGCAGCUAUCUCUGUUCCUGGAGAGCGUGACACAUGUCCCAUCCUCGGCCUCCAGCCACAGCAACCUCAACACUCAUUUCCCCUGGAACCAAGGAGCUGUACCUGGGCUCUCCACAGAGGGAGAUGAUGCAGGGAGGGGAAUCCCACCUGCUCUGAGUCACCUGCUAGUGUAAAGGGCGGGUCUCACAACUCAGGGACCUUAAAAAGAGACUGCGAGACAAAGGGAAGAAAACAGGAAGCAUCUUAGAAACCGGACUACAAGAGUCAGAACAAAGGGAGGCGGGUGGAGAGUCCACCAGGCCUGGUGCAGGUCACAGAACCAGCCGGAUUUGAGACGCAGACAAGAAGAUGCUGGGUUGUAGAGCCAUACUACUGCUGUGGCUGCUGCCCUGGGCGGCGCAAGGCCUGGCGGUGCCUAGGAGCAGCAGCCCUGACUGGGCACAGUGCCAGCAGCUCUCUCAGAACCUCUGCACACUGGCCUGGAGUGCACAUCCUCGAGAGGGACCCUUGGAUCUGCUAAGAGAAGAAGGAGGUGAAGAGGCUAGAAAUGACGUCCCGCACAUCCAGUGUGGGGACGGCUGUGAUCCCCAAGGACUCAAGGACAACAGCCAGUUCUGCCUGCAAAGAAUCCACCAAGGUCUGGUUUUUUAUAAGCAGCUGCUGGACUCAGACAUCUUCACAGGGGAGCCUUCUCCACUCCCUGAUGUGGGCCAGCUUCAUACCUCCCUACUGGGCCUCAGCCAACUCCUCCAGCCAGAGGAUCAGCGCUGGGAGACUCAACAGAUGCCUAGCCUGAGUCCCAGCCAGCAGUGGCAGCGUCCCCUUCUCCGCUCCAAGAUCCUCCGAAGCUUCCAGGCCUUUGUGGCAACAGCUGCCCGGGUCUUUGCCCAUGGAGCAGCCACCCUAGCUGAGCCCUUAAAGCCAACAGUUUAAGUAUGGCACCCAGGUUCCCAGCAAUGAUAAGAUCAAUCUACCAAUCCAGGCAUCUAUAAGCCAACAAGCUAACUGACCCAUUAGUACUUUUGGUUGUUGUUUUGUUUUGUUUGAAGGGCAAGGACAACUUUACUAAAGGGGAGGGGGACCAGAACAGGUGGCUCCCUAGAGGAAGGAGAUGGAGAUGAGGAAUAAAGACAUGGCCUUUGCCAUGGAAGCUGGCAAGCAACCGUAUGGUGGAAGGGGUGGGAGCAUGUCAGGGAAGCAAUGAGAAAGACCAGAGCACCAGAAAAAGUGAGCCCAAGCUUUACCCAGAUGGAAGCUCGGUACCUGCCUGCUUAGUCCCUGAAGACUGCAGACGGCCAACGUGGACUGACUGUGGUUUCACCUGGGGCAAAGCUGCACUGCAGACGGCCAACGUGGACUGACUGUGGUUUCACCUGGGGCAAAGCUGCAUAUUUAUUAAUCUGGAAGGGAGAUUUUGGUAUUUAUCCUUGUGAAAGAAGUUUACAGGAUUGUUAUUUAUUUUAUUUAUAAGGAAUUAUGUAUUUUUUCCAAUAAAGACUUAUUUAUGUGGC
This is a messenger RNA of Myodes glareolus (Bank vole), 2421 nucleotides long. RefSeq names its product interleukin 23 subunit alpha (gene Il23a). Gene Ontology annotation, molecular function: cytokine activity. The record is from RefSeq and is a predicted model, not a curated record. Lineage: Eukaryota; Metazoa; Chordata; Mammalia; Rodentia; Cricetidae. Gene Ontology annotation, cellular component: interleukin-23 complex; extracellular region. Gene Ontology annotation, biological process: immune response; positive regulation of T-helper 17 cell lineage commitment; positive regulation of T cell proliferation.